GGAUAAAACGCACGGGGCACCUUGUAGAGACCUGGGUACCGCUCCAUGUCUUUGGGGUGGUGAGCUCCAUCCGAGGGUGUCGUGGUGAUCCAAGCAAGCAAGCAAGCAAGCAAGCAAGCAAAGGAGCCAGCUCAUUCACAGCAACAGAGAGUUGAAGCCCUGAUAAAAAUGCCUGCUCAGAAUAAAGAGGAUGGAGGAGGAUGGAAGAAGUUCUUGUGGAAUUCCGAUACAAGGGAGGUCCUCGGACGCACCGGUGGGAGUUGGGCAAAAAUCCUGCUGUUCUAUGUCAUCUUUUAUGGCUGCCUGGCUGGAAUCUUCAUUGGCACCAUCCAGGCCCUUCUUCUCACCUUGAGUAACUACAAACCCACCUGGCAGGACAGAAUUACUCCUCCAGGACUGACCCACUCCCCUCAUUCAGAAAAAUCAGAGAUUACCUUCACUGUGAAUGAUCCAACUACAUAUACGGAAUCCAUAAAGACCAUGAAAGAGUUCCUGCAGGCUUACAAUGAUGAAACCCAGCGUGACCAACUGAAGUUUGAGGAUUGUGGAGAGCAACCUGAUGGCUAUAAGAACAGGGGAGAUCUGGAGAGUGAAAUAGGUAUUAGGAAGGCAUGUCGAUUCCCAAAGGAUAUUCUUGGGCCUUGCUCAGGCACUAAGGAUCAGUAUUUUGGCUUCAGUGAGGGAAGACCCUGUCUGAUUGUCAAACUCAAUAGGAUUGUGAAUUUUAGACCAAAGCCCCUACAAUCCAAUGAGAGUAUCCCAGAGGAGGUCAAGUCCAAAGUCCAACCUAAUGUGAUACCUCUCCACUGCACAAGUAAAAAAAAAGAAGACGAAGAUUUGCUUGGGCAAGUGGCAUACUACGGCAUUGGAGGAGGCUUCCCUCUCCAGUAUUAUCCUUACUACGGCAAGCUCUUGCACCCACACUACCUACAGCCUUUGGUGGCCAUUCAGUUCAUAAACAUAACCAUGAACCAAGAGAUACGUGUCGAGUGCAAAGUGUAUGGUGAGAACAUCCUGUACAGUGACAAAGAUCGCUACCAGGGGCGUUUCGAAGUUAAAAUGAAGGUAAACAACUUUUGACCUCCAUUAUGAGCACAGCACCAUUAAUCUCUCCCAGUUUUAAGGAAAAGUAAGAACCAUUUUUUUGACUUGAGAUAUGCAGAUACCAGACACUAUUUCCCCACUGGUCUUCCACAGUCUCACUGAGAGAAAGCGUUUAUCGAUAUACAAAUGUCUCCUGUCAGAAAGUGCCCAAGGAUACUUUAAAAAGUUUCAAUAAUUAGUCUGUAAUGAACUAUAAUGUGGGAUCUAAUGUUAAUCUGCUUCAAUGCAAGAUUUUCUGCUUCUGUAUAGAGUUAGAAUGCAAAUGCUUGAAGGACAAGUCAUAGCAUAUUAGACUACUCUAAUAACAGUCUAUUCUAAAACUAGACUAUUCUAAAAAAAAAAAAAAAAAGAAAAGAAAAAAAAAGUCAAUGAUCUAAGGGACAUUUAGUCCACCCUGAAUAUAGUCAACACGGUUUAUCCCUCUGUUCCUGUACUGCCACCUUGUGUGGCUUUCUUCCAAUAUAACAUUGCAUGAUAUUUGCAUAGGUAGGUUGUUUCAAACCAAGCCAAUCUGGUCUAGCUUUGUUAACUGUGCAAUUACAAAUUUGUUCUUAUUCACUGUCAACACAUAAACACUGUACUGUUUGCUUUUGCUAUUUCAGAGGUUUUAAUAAAUACACUUUACGUUUCUAUUUCCUUUGAAAUUACAGUGGACAGGAAUAAUUUUUAUUUUUGAUUCUUUUUUUUUAUUUCAUCACUGAAUGUAUGUACAUAUUACCUUUAAAUGUAAUACUCUUUAAUCUGUGUUGGAAGUACUGAGGUUAAUGUUUUUUUCUUCUUGAUCAAUCGAUCAAUCAAAAAAAACAAGGUUUUAGAAGUGUGUAUAAGAAGAUACAGUUCUGUAAUUGCACAUUAUUAUUUUUGCAAGAAACGUGUGUAAUAAUACCAAAACCAUUAUUAAGACAAUAUAAAAAAAUAUUAUAAUCACUGCAGUGAUCCAUCUGUAAAAUGUUUUGUAGAAGUGUGCAGUCAGUGUCUACCAUCAAACAUCUGUCACUCCCUUUAAUUCUUAUGCUGAAAUUUCCCAAAAGCACAGCAUAAAGAUAUUUUUAGAUUGUAGAGAAAGUGUAAAAAAAAAAAAAUUUCUCUAAAAGUUGAGAUGAUGUGCACAUUGCUUUGGGGUAAAAGCAAAUUCCCUGGAUGGAAUGAACCAAGAUAAAAUAAAAGGAGAAACAAACAA
Messenger RNA from Pangasianodon hypophthalmus (striped catfish), 2284 nucleotides. RefSeq names its product ATPase Na+/K+ transporting subunit beta 1b (gene atp1b1b). Gene Ontology annotation, molecular function: ATPase activator activity. NCBI's taxonomy places the organism in Eukaryota, Metazoa, Chordata, Actinopteri, Siluriformes, Pangasiidae. The transcript has 6 exons. The record is from RefSeq and is a predicted model, not a curated record. Gene Ontology annotation, biological process: intracellular potassium ion homeostasis; sodium ion export across plasma membrane; intracellular sodium ion homeostasis. Bases 169 to 1080 code for a protein of 303 amino acids. Gene Ontology annotation, cellular component: sodium:potassium-exchanging ATPase complex.